UUUCCCUAAUUUACUCCACAGACUCUGAGGGGAAAAGUCUUACUCCUGACUCUGCUGUUACUGUGCCAGUAAAUAGUGAUUCACAUGUAACAGGCUGCAAGUCAACGACUCAUUUUUUCCGACGACUUCAGGCACCAGAGGAGCGUCGCAGCUCUCACAGCUCCGUCGCUGGGGUUCGUUUCUUUGCAAGUUUGGAGAUGCUCCAGGGGGCGGUGAGCAGGGCCGUGCUCUGCCUGUCCUGCUCCCUCCUGCUGGUGGUCCACCUCCCAGCAGAGGGUGCAGGGGCAGCGGAGCCUCUUCCUUCUUUUCCUGCUAAACAGGAGUCUGUGGAACCAGACUUUGAGGAUUGGGAAUGGGGCUCUGGAUCAUCUCUUCUGCACCUGCUUAACAGUUUCCCUGCUGACAGCCCCUUCGUAACAGAGACCCCAGGAAAACCAGUCAACUGCACCCAGCGUUUCUGGUUGCCACCGUCCUCUGCAAUCUGCUGGGAAAACAUAGCCGGCCCCAAGGAGUUUGCCAAAUCCCGUCUGCUUGCUCUCCAGAACAGGGCUGCCCUGCAGGCUGUGUCCACCACCAGCGGGGUAGAGGAGGGAGGGAUGUCCUAUGAGCAUCAAGCCAGAGAGGAGGUCCAGGGGAUCCACUCAGACCACCAGAGUGUGGUAGAAACUAUGCAGACCAUGGAGGACGUAUUUGUCUCUCUGCAGGAGAAGAGGAGAGAGGGAAAGGAGCAGGGGGUCCUCACAAGCAUGAAGGAGCAUCUCGCCAACACGAGGAACGCCAUAGAGGGAAGAGAGCACAUGGCAAACAUCCUGGAGAAUAAGUUUUCUACUUUAGAAAAUACUCUGCUCAACAUGCAGUUUCGACUCAACAAACUCAUCCAACAGUGACAAUAACCGGUGGUCUUAUUUGAGCUGUAUUUAUAUAUUCAUGUGUUGUACAACAAUGUAGCAAAUGCAUGCAUGCUCAGGAUUAUGGUAGUCUGUAGUACGGAAACAGAGCACAUCUUGUGUCAUCAAAGUGCCUUAAAGUAACGAGUAAACUGAAAUCAGCAGCGAUCAUUAAACCUCACAUUGUCAGGGAGCUUAGCUGUUAAAUCAUGUUUUAUAUUUCCAGUUUGCAGACAUGUUCUACAUGGAGAUUUCACAGUCACGCUAACAGCCUCUAGUAAAAACCGCAAGACACUUUUGUAGCUUGGAACCAAAUAAUCUACUUGUUUAACACAUCAUUCAGCAUUAAUAAACUGCAUCUAUCUCUCCAA
Plectropomus leopardus (leopard coralgrouper) is the source of this 1258-nucleotide messenger RNA. RefSeq lists its product as uncharacterized. The record is from RefSeq and is a predicted model, not a curated record. Lineage: Eukaryota; Metazoa; Chordata; Actinopteri; Perciformes; Serranidae.